Molecule: messenger RNA, 4643 nt
Organism: Spea bombifrons (plains spadefoot toad)
Lineage: Eukaryota; Metazoa; Chordata; Amphibia; Anura; Pelobatidae
Gene: RALGDS
Product: ral guanine nucleotide dissociation stimulator
Exons: 16
Coding region: 782-3256 (824 amino acids)
Biological process (GO): positive regulation of GTPase activity; Ras protein signal transduction
Cellular component (GO): plasma membrane
Molecular function (GO): guanyl-nucleotide exchange factor activity
Source: RefSeq, a predicted model, not a curated record
AGAUAUGUGACCCACUGUCUCUAAGAUCACAUAGGUCAGUUUAUGAAUGGGAGAAGUCUGGCUUAUUUUAACUUGGAACCACCCUCCAUCUCUCUCUCUCUCUCUCUCUCUCUCCACCAUCCAUGAUUCCUUAAGGUGAGACAAGGACAGCAUGUCCACUCCACCAACACCAGUCUCCUCCAAACCUACUUUGCUGAAUCAAUUGAGAAAAGCCACACAAUGGAUUUCACAGACAUUCUGGAGAAGAUGCUGACGGAUUUCUCAGCUGUUUUAUAUUUUUAAAUAAUUUUUUUAAUGUUCCUUUGUGGGAAUAUAAUUGGGUAUAUAUAUUUUUUUGGAUCCUGUGUGCUAAUUUGUAGCACUGGUGCUAUUUUUUUCUUGUAGCAGGUUACAAGCUGUUCCUUUAAGGGUUUCCUUUCAUUCCUUAGCACUGGCUGUUGGUAGGCAUUACAGGAGUCCUCUUGCUAGAGAUGGUCUUCUGGAGACACCAGCCCAGCAAGCUUUUGUGUCCUCUCUUUGAUGAGACCUUUUUAACAAAGGUGAAGUGGGUUUCUUUUAGCUGUGGAAGAGUGGAGUGACCUGUCAAGAUGAAGUCCCAUCAAUAGUUAUUUUGUAGCAGGAAUUAUCUUACCUUCCAAACCGAUAUUCAGCUGCAUGACUGAGGUUCCUACGUUAAAGCCGAGGCCGUCAGGACUGAGGGUAGCUGAAAUUAAGAAUUCAAGACUUUUCUUGCAGAAAAAAAGGAAUUUCUCUGGGUACAAUCAGGGAAUGAUCAUUUAUAAUGAUGAUGUUCGAUACACAGAGCUCCACUCAGGAGAUCGGAGAAGAGGUCUACGAUGGAGUUGUCUAUAGCAUCUCGCUCCGUAAAGUGCAGCUGCACCAUACCGCCAACAAGGGACAGCGUUGGCUGGGGGUAAGCAGAGUUCCAUCACCCAUGGGCAAUGCGGAAGGCGGGCUCGCCGGACCCCGGGAUGCCACGUAUGAAAAUGAGUCAACUUUGAGCUUGUAUGAGACCUGCAAGGUGAGAACCAUCAAGGCUGGGACCCUGGAGAAGUUGGUGGAAUACCUGGUCUCCGCAUUCAGAGGCAACGACUUCACUUACGUCACCAUCUUCCUGUGCACAUAUAGAGCUUUUGCGACCACCAAGCAGGUUCUGGACCUUCUUCUCAACAUGUUUGGACGACUAAACCCCAAGCUGAAUGGGGAACUCUCUCAUGACACUAUCGACGAUCGGCUGGAACUGAAAAACACCGUCUCGUCCAUCUUGGGCGCCUGGCUCGAUCAAUACUCCGAGGAUUUCCGUCAGGCCCCGGAUUACGUCUGUCUGAAGCAGCUCAUCGCUUACGUCCGGUACAACAUCCCCGGCUCAGACUUGGAGCGAAGAGCUCGCAAUUUAUUGGCGCAGUUCCAGAGCCAGCACCUCAUAAGGACCGAUCAGACCGUUGUGGACCAUUCAAGCUGCACUUUACGGCUGAUUGAAGAAAACUCUCUCUUGGAAGGAAAGCCCGAUUUCCUCUCCUUCCGGCAGGAUAUGCUGGCUGAACAAUUUACAGUUAUGGACGCUGACCUUUUCAAGAAAGUGGUGCCUUACCACUGCCUGGGUUGUAUCUGGUCCCAAAGAGACAAAAAGGGCAAGGAACACUUGGCUCCGACAAUCAGGGCCACCGUUUCGCAGUUCAACAGGGUCACCAACUGCGUGAUCUUCACUUGCCUGAACGACCGAUCUCUGAAGCCCCAGCAGAGAGCCAAAGUGUUGGAGCGCUGGAUAGAUGUGGCGAGGGUACGUGUAACCAUAACUAUUCUCUCCCGUUUUACCAUCCGUUAUAAUGGAGUAGAGGUUUAUUUUAUACUUCCUUGCCCGCAGGAGUGUCGCAUUCUCAAGAACUUCUCGUCCUUACGGGCCAUUUUGUCCGCUCUUCAGUGUAAUGCUAUCCAUCGCCUGAAGAAGACAUGGGAUGAGGUGUCCAGGGAGAGCUUCCGCACAUUCAUGGAACUUUCUGAAAUAUUUUCUGACGAAAAUAACCACUCGGUUAGCCGAGAACUAUUGAUUAAGGAAGGGACUUCCAAGUUUGCAACGCUUGAUAUUAACCCUAAAAGGGCACAGAAGAGACAGCAGCAGCAGAGAGAAAUGGGUGUAAUGCAAGGCACCAUUCCUUACCUGGGUACCUUCCUGACAGACCUGGUGAUGCUGGACACAGCCAUGAAGGAUUAUUUGGAGGGAGGACUCAUCAACUUUGAGAAGAGACGGAAGGAGUUUGAGGUUAUUGCCCAAAUAAAAUUGCUGCAGUCAGCUUGUAACAACUACAGCUUCCUCCCGGAUGAAUCCUUCGUCGAGUGGUUUCAAAAUAUGGAACGACUAACUGAGGGAGAAAGUUAUAGCCUAUCCUGUGAAAUCGAGCCUCUGUCGGACCCUGCCAGCAACACAUUGAAAGCCAAGAAGAACACCGGCAUCAUCAAAAGAUGGAGCGAUAGACAACCGGCCAACUCAGAGCCUUGUACCAGUGUCAGCUCCCAUUCCAAGUCCUUUGACCAGCUCAGGUGCAGUCUGCACUUUUGUGGAAGCGAAGCACCAGACUCUCUCAGCGUGACCUCCGCUGGCUCAAGCAGCUCAGACGUGGAGGAAAUCAACAUCAGCAUUGUCCCAGACUCCCCGGAUUGUCAAGAAAAGAAGGUACAAGAGGAACCGGCUUGUUCAUCGCCGGCAAAGCCCACAGAACACUGCGUUCCCAAGGGGUUUUGGGAGUCAACCUCAGUCUCCUCUUUGGACACUUCUGGAAUCGGCUCAGCCUCUAGUAGCAUGACCUCAACCCCUGUUUCAGCCUCGCGGGCUCACAAACGCUCUGUGUCCGGUAUAUCCAACUACUCCUCCAUGUCCCUUCCGCUCUACAACCAGCAGAUAGACGACUGCUGUAUUAUCCGCGUCAGCUUAGAUGUGGACAAUGGAAACCUGUACAAGAGCAUUAUGGUGACGAGCCAGGACAAGACCCCAGCUGUGAUCAGGAAAGCAAUGGCUAAGCACAACUUGGAUGGAGAACGUCCAGAGGAUUAUGAACUUGUUCAAAAAAUGUCUGAAGAAAAAGAAUUAAAGAUCCCCAGCAACGCCAACGUGUUUUAUGCCAUGAACUCAGGCGCCAACUAUGACUUUGUACUGAAGAAACGCGGCUACUCCAAUGCAGUCAAGAUAAAACAUGGCUCGAGCUCCACCUUGCCGCGCAUGAAGCAGAAAGGACUUAAGAUUGCCAAGGGCAUCUUCUAACCGACCUGAUGCAUCCCCGACAAGCUCCCUGUAUCUUUAACAGGAGAUAGCACUUACGACUCUUACGACUCCACUUUACGGCAAAAUGGGCCGUGCAACCGUCAAGACCACCAUGACCAUCAGACCACCAUGGCCGUCAGACCACCAUGACCAUCAGACCACCAUGACCAUCAGACCACCAGGAGGAGGUUGCCAGUCUUCUACCAAAAAUUGAAUUAUUGAGAACUGUCCCAUUGUCUUCUUUCUUUAACUGUGAAGAAAGAGCAAGCCAAAAAAAAAUAAAAAACCACCAUGACCAGAGAACUGUCCCAUUGUCUUCUUUCUUUAACUGUGAAGAAAGAGCAAGCCAAAAAAACAAACAAAAAAAAAACGAUGAGGAGGUUGCCAGUCUUCUACCAAAAAUGGAAUUAUUGUGUGCUGCCGUGCAACCGUCAAGACCACCAUGACCAUCAGACCACCAUGGCCAGGAACUGUCCCACUGUCUUCUUUCUUUAACUGUGAAGAAAGAGCAAGCCAAAAAAAAACGUGGAGGAGGUUGCCAGUCUUCUACCAAAAAUGGAAUUAUUGUGUCCUGCCGUGCAACCGUCAAGACCACCAAGGCCAUCAGAACACCAUGGCCAUCAGACCACCAUGACCAUCAAACCACCAUGGCCAUCAAACCACCAAGGCCGUCAGACCACCAUGAACAUCAGACCACCAUGAACAUCAGACCACCAUGAACAUCAGACCACCAUGACCAUCAAACCACCAAGGCCAUCAGACCACCAUGACCAGAGAACUGUCCCACUGUCUUCUUUCUUUAACUGUGAAGAAAGAGCAAGCCAAAAAAAAAAAAAACGAGGAGGAGGUUGCCAGUCUUCUACCAAAAAUGGAAUUAUUGUGUGCUGCCGUGCAACCGUCAAGACCACCAUGACCAUCAGACCACCAUGGCCAGGAACUAUCCCACUGUCUUCUUUCUUUAACUGUGAAGAAAGAGCAAGCCAAAAAAAAACGAGGAGGAGGUUGCCAGUCUUCUACCAAAAAUGGAAUUAUUGUGUGCUGCCGUGCAACCGUCAAGACCACCAUGACCAUCAGACCACCAUGACCAUCAGACCACCAAGGCCAUCAGACCACCAUGACCAUCAAACCACCAUGGCCGUCAGACCACCAUGGCCAUCAAACCACCAAGGCCGUCAGACCACCAUGACCAUCAGACCACCAUGACCAUCAGACCACCAUGAUCCUCAGACCAUCAGACCACCACGGCCAUCAGACUACCAUGGCCAUCAAACCACCAAGGCCGUCAGACCACCAUGGCCGUCAGACCACCAUGGCCAUCAGACCACCAUGGCCAUCAGACCACCAUGACCAGAGAACUGUCCCACUGUCUCCUUCCUUUAAUUGUGAA